AUGGCUAUCAUCUUGUUAGCCUCAGUGAUGACCGUUUCACUGCGUAAAAAUAAGUUGUCUGCGUUCCCGGUUGUUAAUGCCUCAAAGAAUGAAUAUCUCAUGAGCGGACGGGCGAUAUUGGCCCGGGGUCUGAAAGAAUUUGGCGGAAAGCCUUUCAGAGUUAACACCGGUCUCGGCGGUGGCGUCAUUAUUCUCGAUCACAGCGUUAUGCCAGAGGUCCGAAAUGACGCUCGUUUCGAUUCGACGAAGUUCCUACUCCAGUACUGGCAAGCUGGUAUCCCAGGGUUUGAGCCUUACAUUGCUCUUGGAACUGAAAUUCUGCACAAUGUCAUCAAAUGGAAUCUGACACCGGCUGGUAUUGCCAAAUUAAACAAGCCGUUGUCUGAAGAGGCAAAUGCUGCGCUGAGUGAUAUUUUGACUGAUGACGAAGAAUGGCAUGAGGUUCUUCUUGGCGAUGUCAUUAUCCGAAUUGUUGCCCGAGUGUCCUCCGUCAUCUUCCUUGGACCUGAGCUGUGCCGAAACCCCGACUGGCUGAAGAUCACAGUGAACUACACCAACAAGGCAACAAAUGCGGCCAAAGUCUUACGGCGUUGGCCUGUGUUUCUCUAUCGCACCAUUCAUUGGUUUCUUCCAGAAUGUCGUGAGGUUCGCACUAUGCUCGUUAAAGCGCGACAAAUCAUCGCGCCUAUUCUAGAAAAACGUCGUGUACAAAAGACAGCGGAUCCAAGCCUGCAGUAUCAUGACGCCUUGGACUGGUAUGAGUCGGCAGCGAAGAGGAUGGGCGUUGGGUACGAUCCUGCCGAUCAACAACUGGCCCUCAGCAUCUCUGCCAUUCUGACCAGCAACGACCUCAUGUCCCAAAGCAUCAUGGAUCUUUGUAAGAACCCAGAGAUGUUCGAACCCCUCAGAAAGGAGAUUCGCUCUGUUCUUGGUAACGGGCAAUGGAAGCCUACGAGUCUGUACAACACAAAGGUUCUUGACAGUGUUCUCAAGGAAACUCUGCGUUUAAAGCCCGUCGCAGCUGUGGGUCUCGGUCGGAGGGUUAUGGAAGACGUCCGCCUCAAGGAUGGCACUGUUCUCCCCCAAGAUUCUGGCAUCGCUGUCAAUGCGGAAAAGAUGUGGGACCCGGAGAUCUACGAGAACCCGCGAACCUAUGAUGGAUUCCGUUUCCUGCGACUGCGGGAAGCUUCUGAGCAAGGUGAGAAGUCAUCUCAGUUGGUGAGCACUUCACCUGAACACCUAGGUUUCGGCCUUGGCAUUCACGCUUGUCCUGGCCGCUUCUUUGGCGCCAACACGGUAAAGCUGGUCAUGUGCCACCUGUUGCUCAAGUACGAUAUCAAGCUGGCGGAAAACACAAACACAAACCCUCUAGAGUUUGGGUUUUCUAUGCUUGCGAACCCCACCACCAAAGUCCUUGUCAGGCGGAGAAAGGAGGAGGUGAACUUCUAA
Molecule: messenger RNA, 1449 nt
Organism: Colletotrichum godetiae
Lineage: Eukaryota; Fungi; Ascomycota; Sordariomycetes; Glomerellales; Glomerellaceae
Product: cytochrome P450
Exons: 5
Coding region: 1-1449 (482 amino acids)
Molecular function (GO): monooxygenase activity; heme binding; oxidoreductase activity, acting on paired donors, with incorporation or reduction of molecular oxygen
Source: RefSeq, a predicted model, not a curated record